CUUCUGAAUGUGCUGCAUCCUGUCCUUAUGGCAUUACUUUAGCGUGCCGUGGAGCCACGAUGAUUGUGAAGUCCCUCACUAGCACUGGACCUUAAAUGUUUGCUGAGGCAGAAAGCUGGUGUAAAUGACUGCUCCUGCCUCCCAGAGCAAGAUAACCUGCUCAGUCAGCUGGAGUCCCCUGCGGACAGCUGUCUCGCUUUUAGCUGAUGGAAAACUGCAACUAAGCACUGAAUGGAAGAGCGUGGAGCAGCAACCAUACUAGCAGCAGCCGCUGCUGCAGCAGCAAGAGCGAGCAAGGACUCUAUUGUUCCCUGGUGUUAAACAGUUUUUCCUUUUCAACUGCCAUGCACAAUAGUGGGAGAGAGGUUUCCGGUCCCCUUCUCCCCGUGAAGAAAUUCUGAAGAGGGGAAUAUUUGAAGAAGGUUUCGUGGUCGUGCUGUGGGGUUUGAAGGCAGCAGCAGGCUGCUGGAGGCAUGGGGUUGAGCGAGGGGAGCGCUGCUCUUUGCCGUGGUCGAGGGCUUUCCACCGUGCCAGCCCGGUGCGCGGGAGUAGUUGUGCUUCUGCUGCUGGCAACCUGGGACGCUCGGGCACAAAGUGAAUUUCAAACUUCCUCGGUGUAUUUGUGGAAGACCGGUCCAUGGGGGAGAUGCAUGGGAGAUGAAUGUGGUCCAGGUGGUAUCCAGACACGAGCAGUGUGGUGUGCCCAUGUGGAGGGCUGGACCACACUGCCCACUAACUGCAAGCAGCCAGAGCGGCCGGACAACCAGCAGAGCUGUUUUCGGGUGUGUGACUGGCACAAAGAGCUGUACGACUGGCAGAUUGGCAGCUGGAACCAGUGCCGGCCCGUCCUCUCCCGCAGCCAUGAGAAGCCCCUGGAGUGCCUCAGAGGGGAGGAAGGGAUCCAGACAAGGGACAUCACCUGUAUCCAGAAGUCCAAUGGGGUGCCAGCUGAGGAUGUUAUCUGUGAGUACUUUGAGCCAAAACCCCGCCAGGAGCAGGCAUGCCUCAUCCCAUGCCGGCAGGACUGCAUUGUAGCCGAAUUCUCCCCCUGGUCAGAGUGCUCCAAGACCUGUGGCAAUGGGCUUCAGCAUCGAACUCGGCAUGUUGUGGCUCCACCGCAGUUUGGUGGUUCUGCUUGUCCUAAUCUCACUGAAUUUCAGAUCUGCCAGUCUAGCCCGUGUGCUGCUGAAGAAAGCCUGUACAGCCUCAACGUGGGACCCUGGAGUGCAUGCUCAGUGCCCCAUUCCAGACAAGUAAGGCAAGCGAGAAAACGAGGGAAAAACAAAGACAAGGAAAAGGACAGAGAAAAGGCAGUUCGGGAUCCUGAGGCUCGUGAGUUAAUUAAGAAGAAGAGGAAUCGAAACAGACAGAAUAGACAGGAGAACAAAUAUUGGGACAUACAAAUUGGGUACCAAACCAGGGAGGUCACAUGCACGCACAGAAAUGGGAAAACCACUGCUCUGAGCUUCUGCAAGCAAGAGAGAUUGCCCAUUACAUUCCAGUCCUGUGUGAUCACAAAGGAGUGCCAGGUGUCGGAGUGGUCAGAAUGGACCCCCUGCUCUAAAACCUGCUUUGACAUGACAACCCCUAAAGGGAAUCGCACCAGAUCAAGGACCAUAAAACAGCUCCCUAUAGGCAGUGAAAGUGAAUGCCCACAAUUAGAAGAAACAGAGCAGUGUGUUACUCAAGGAGAUGGUGUGGCACCCUGCAUUACGUAUGGUUGGCGGACCACAGAGUGGACAGAAUGCCGCGUCGAUCCUCUCCUUAGCCAACAGGACAAGAGGCGAGGAAAUCAGACGGCGCUGUGUGGAGGUGGCAUUCAAACCCGGGAGACCUACUGUGUGCAAGCUAAUGAAAAUCUCCUCUCCUACUUAAAUACUCUUAAAGAAAAAGAAGCCUCGAGGCCAGUGGACCGUAAUCUGUGUACAGGACCUCUACCCAGCACCUCCCAGUUGUGCCAUAUCCCCUGCCCUACAGAGUGUGAGACCUCAGCAUGGUCAGCGUGGGGACCAUGCACCUAUGAAAGCUGUGAUGACCCUCAGGCCAAGAAGGGCUUUAAACUAAGGAAACGGCGCAUCACCAAUGAGCCUACAGGAGGAACAGGGAACUGCCCUCAUCUUCUAGAAGCCAUCCCAUGUGAGGAGCCCUCCUGCUAUGACUGGAGAAUCACAGGGCUGGAGGAGUGCAUUCCUGACAACGAGAAGCCGUGUGGCCCUGGUACACAGGUUCCUAUUGUCGUCUGUGUCAACAGUGAUGGAGAAGAGGUUGACAGACAGCUGUGCAGAGAUGCUAUCUACCCAAUCCCCGUUGUCUGCGAAGCUCCAUGCCCAAAGGACUGUGUGCUCAGCAUGUGGUCUGCAUGGUCCUCCUGCUCACACACCUGCUCCGGCAAAACCACAGAAGGGAAGCAGAUGCGUGCCCGCUCCAUUCUGGCCUAUGCAGGUGAAGGAGGAAUACAGUGCCCAAACAGUAGUGCGCUCCAGGAAACGCGCAGCUGUAACGAACACUCUUGCACUGUGUAUCAUUGGCAGACUGGCCCAUGGGGACAGUGCAUAGAGGACACGUCUGUUUCUGCUUUCAACUCCUCUGCCAGCUGGAAUGGGGAGGCCACCUGUUCCAUGGGGAUGCAGACGAGAAAGGUCAUCUGUGUGAGAGUCAACGUGGGACAAGUGGGCCCAAAAAAAUGCCCUGAGAGCCUCAGACCAGAAACUGUGAGACCUUGUCUGCUUCCCUGUAGGAAAGACUGUAUUGUGACUCCAUUCAGUGACUGGACAUCAUGUCCUUCUUCAUGUCAAGAAGGAGGUGUGACAGUAAAGAAGCAGUCCCGUCACCGAGUCAUCAUACAGCUCCCUGCCAACGGUGGUCGAGAGUGCCCAGACUCUUUGUUUGAGGAAAAGGAAUGUGAAGCUUCUCCUGUCUGCUAUAGCUACAGGUGGAAGACCCACAAGUGGCGCAGAUGCCAGCUGGUACCAUGGUAUGUGCGCCAAGACAGUCCAGGAGCACAUGAGACCUGUGGGCCUGGGCUGCAAGCAAGAGCAAUUACUUGUCGCAGACAAGACGGAGGACAGGCUGACAUCAGUGAGUGCCUUAAAUACUCUGGCCCAUUACCAUCCUUAACACAGACAUGCCAGAUUCCCUGCCAAGAUGAUUGUCAGUUUACAAACUGGUCAAAGUUUUCUUCCUGUAAUGGAGACUGUGGAGGAGUCAGGACAAGAAAGCGCACUCUAGUCGGAAAAAGUAAGAAAAGAGAUAAAUGCAAAAAUUCCCAGGUGUAUCCUCUGAUUGAGAACCAGUUUUGUCCGUGUGACAAGUACAGCGCUCAGCCUGUGGGAAAUUGGUCAGACUGUAUUUUACCAGAGGGUAAGCUGGAGGUACUGCUGGGAAUGAAGGUACAAGGAGAUGUCAAGGAAUGUGGACAAGGCUAUCGCUACCAGGCCAUGGCGUGCUACGACCAAAACAACCGACUUGUGGAAACAUCACGGUGCAACAGUCACGGUUAUAUUGAGGAAGCCUGUAUUAUUCCAUGUCCCUCAGACUGCAAGCUGAGUGAGUGGUCCAACUGGUCUCGCUGUAGUAAAUCCUGUGGGAGUGGAGUAAAGGUUCGGUCAAAAUGGCUCCGUGAAAAACCCUACAAUGGUGGAAGACCCUGUCCAAAGCUAGAUCAUGUCAAUCAGGCUCAGGUAUAUGAGGUAGUUCCCUGCCACAGUGACUGCAGCCAGUACAUAUGGGUUACUGAGCCCUGGAGUGUCUGCAAGGUGACCAAUGUGGACUUGAAAGAGAAUUGUGGAGAAGGUGUUCAAACAAGGAAAGUCAGGUGCAUGCUGAACAGUGUGGAUGGUCCUUCUGACACUGUAGAGGACUAUUUGUGUGAUCCUGAAGAGAUGCCACUUGGUGCUAGAAAAUGCACAUUGCCAUGUCCUGAGGACUGUGUUAUGUCUGAAUGGGGAUCAUGGUCUCGAUGUUCUUUGCCAUGCAAUGGCAGUAGUGUCCGCGAAAGAUCAGCUGAGUCUUUGAGACAACCAGAUGAAGGAAAGUCUUGUCCUGCCACCACCGAGACAGAAGUCUGCACUUUGAACAAAAACUGCUUCCACUAUGACUACAAUGUGACAGACUGGAGCACAUGCCAGCUCAGUGAGAAGGCUGUCUGCGGUAAUGGUAUCAAAACACGGAUGCUCGAUUGCGUUCGCAGCGAUGGCAAAUCGGUUGACCUGAAGUACUGUGAAGAGCUUGGUUUGGAGAAGACAUGGCAAAUGAAUACGUCCUGUGUGGUGGAAUGUCCUGUGAACUGCCAGCUCUCUGACUGGUCCCCUUGGUCUGAGUGCUCUCAAGCAUGUGGCCUUACAGGAAAAAUGAUCAGAAGAAGGACCAUAAAUCAGCCAUUUCAGGGUGAUGGGAGGCCUUGUCCAUCUCAGAUGGAGCAAUUCAAACCCUGUCCAGUAAAGCCUUGUUACCGAUGGCAACACAGUGCAUGGUCUGCAUGUAAAGUAGAGGAUGCUCAGUGUGGAGAGGGAACACGAGUGAGGAACAUUUCAUGUGUGGUUUUUGACGGAUCCAUUGAAGAUGUUGGCAAAGUGGUAGAUGAGGAAUUCUGUGGAGAAAUAGAGCCGAUUAUAGAUGGUAAUAAGAAGAUAAUACUUGAGGAAACCUGCACUGUCCCUUGUCCAGGGGACUGUUACUUGAGAGAGUGGUCAGAGUGGAGCCUUUGCCAGCUAACCUGUGUUAAUGGUGAGGAUCUCGGCUUUGGAGGGAUACAAGUCCGAUCUCGGGCAGUGAUCAUUCAGGAAUUAGAAAAUCAACAUCUCUGUCCAGAACAGGCUUUGGAAACAAGAUCAUGCAAUGAUGGCCAGUGCUAUGAAUACAAGUGGAUGGCUAGCCCGUGGAAAGGAUCUUCUCGAACCGUGUGGUGCCAAAGGUCAGAUGGUUUAAAUGUCACAGGGGGCUGCUUAGUGAUGCGCCAACCCGAUGCUGACAGGUCAUGUAACCCACCGUGCAGUCAACCCCACGCUUACUGCAGUGAGACUAGAACGUGCAGUUGUGAAGAUGGAUACACAGAAGUUAUGUCCUCUGAUGGCACACUCGAACAGUGCACUGUCAUCCCAGUGGUGGUGAUGCCCACCAUGGAGGACAAAAAAGCAGAUGUGAAAACCAGUCGAGCUGUCAACCCUACUCAGCCCUCCAGUAACCCGUCAGGACGAGGAAGGACCUGGUUUCUACAGCCUUUUGGGCCAGAUGGGAGGCUGAAGACCUGGGUUUAUGGUGUAGCUGCUGGUGCAUUUGUUUUACUCAUCUUUAUUGUUUCUAUGAUCUAUCUAGCCUGCAAAAAGCCAAAGAAGCCCCAGAGAAGGCAGAACAACCGCCUGAAACCCUUAACCUUGGCUUAUGAUGGAGACGCAGAUAUGUAAAGUAUAACUUCUCAUGGUGACAAAUGGAAUCUAAAUUAAUGGACUGAAAUCAGAAGGUAUCCAAAGCCACAGGGAUUUUCUAUGGAGUGGAUUAAGUGUUUUGACUUUUCUCUUUUUUUUUGUAACUGCACCGUAGAUAAAGAAGGAUGGAUUUCAUAAUGCCUACGGAUACUCAAGGUAUUAUUGCUUUACUUUAGACCAUCAGCACUGAGAAAUCUGGCAGAAACACAUUAAUAGACACUGCAGUUGGAGAUUUGUGGUCUUUCCUCAAUCUUAGAAACUCUAAGAACCACUUCUGUCUCCAGAAUACUGUAGCUGACAUAGCGUUAACAGUUGGAAGCCCCUGCAACAUUAACCAAGAAUAAUCAGUACGCAUGAAGAGUUUGUACCAAGCUGACUAUGACUCUUUAUAUUCAAGCAUAACGUAUACUCAGCUGAACCGUAUGUAUUACUCUCUCAGAUUAUAUACUCGAUACAGAGCAUUUUAGUGCUUAGUACAGCAUUACCUUUUAACUGGGAUUAACCCACUGAGCAAGUUCAACAGUUUGCCAGUUGAUGAUAACUUGUGUUAACCUGCAUUUCAGAGGGCAAUGACUCACUUGCAAAAUUCUGUCCUGUUAUCACUCCAAAGUAUAAAGACCUCGUAUGUACAUCCAGAAAGGAGGCAUUCCAAGAUUCAGUAUUUUCUAGCUGUUGCUGUCUGGAAAAAGAAUACCCAUUGUAAAUGUUACAAAUAUGUUUCUACUUUCUCUUACUCAAACGGUUGCCUGCAUCUUUUUUGCUACAUGUAAGGCAAAUUUUUGCACUAUAUUAGUGCAGCAUGAUAUGCACUUAACUAGUAUUGCCAUAGAAACUGCCUCUUUUCAGAAAGGAUGAUGAUGAUGAUGUAUCUUGUGCAAGGAGUGUCGGAUAAAGAGGUCUUGAAUCCUGAAGAGAGCAGCGUUCAGUUGGGACUGCAGCUGGAUGAAAUGGCUAAGGACGUGUACUGCAGACACCGUUCCUCGUCACCGUGGCCAUUUGUAGUCUGUACCAUGGCAGUAAUACAAGUGUCUAGUUUCUUGCCCCAUCUACCUAUACUGGUAUAGAUUGUCCUGCUGGUUUCUAAUUGUACUUUGAAGGCUGUUUAUGACUAGAUUUUUUAUAUUUGUUAACUUUGUUAGAAAAAAAAAAAGAAAAGAAAAAGAGAAGUGGUUGCCCUGUAAUCUUGAGUGACAUACAUGCUUUCUGCAAAGUUCAAAUACAAUAAAAGGAUUCUUCUUUUUUUUUUUUUUU
Molecule: messenger RNA, 6674 nt
Organism: Dryobates pubescens (Downy woodpecker)
Lineage: Eukaryota; Metazoa; Chordata; Aves; Piciformes; Picidae
Gene: THSD7A
Product: thrombospondin type 1 domain containing 7A
Exons: 29
Coding region: 474-5402 (1642 amino acids)
Biological process (GO): actin cytoskeleton organization
Cellular component (GO): plasma membrane
Source: RefSeq, a predicted model, not a curated record